Molecule: messenger RNA, 2610 nt
Organism: Zingiber officinale
Lineage: Eukaryota; Viridiplantae; Streptophyta; Magnoliopsida; Zingiberales; Zingiberaceae
Product: putative disease resistance protein RGA3
Exons: 1
Coding region: 1-2610 (869 amino acids)
Biological process (GO): defense response to other organism
Molecular function (GO): ADP binding
Source: RefSeq, a predicted model, not a curated record
AUGGGAGGGAUUGGCAAAACCACACUUGCUCAACUUGUUUAUAGCAAUCCCAAAAUAGUAGAGCACUUUGAGUUAAGGAUGUGGGUGCAUGUUUCUAGUAGCUUCAGCGAUAUGGAAUUCACAAGAGAGAUCUUAGAAUGCGCAUCUGAUGACAAACACGAAUUCGACGGUGUAAAGAACUUUGACAGGCUACAAUCAGCAAUCAAGGAGAAGUUAAUGCGAAAGAGGUAUCUGUUAGUGUUAGAUGAUGUGUGGAAUCAAGAGAAUAGUAGUAAGUUAUCAGUGAUGGAAAGAUGGGCCAAACUUUUAGCACCAUUGAAAGCUGGCAAAAAUGGAAGCAAGAUCCUAAUGACCACACGAUCUAGAGUGGUAUCAGAGAUGUUAACUGCAAGGAACUCGAUAAAUUUGAAGGGUCUGAGUGAUCAAGAUUGCUGGUCCUUGAUCAAGGAGAUCACAUUUUCUGGUGCAAAUCCUGUGGAGGAACUCAAACUUGAGGAGAUUGGCCAGAAAAUAGCUCAAAGGGCGAAGGGAUCGCCUUUAGCAGCAAAGGCAGCAGCAAUAAUACUGAAAAAUAAGCAAAAUGCUGAAGAAUGGAAGAUGAUGCUGGAAGGAAAGAAUUUAUACAGCGAUAUCAUACCCAUUAUGAAACCAAGUUACGAUAACUUACCUGCUCAUCUGCAGCGGUGCUUUGCAUAUUGCAGCAUAUUUCCUAAAUGCUGGAAGUUUUCUGAUGAUUUGAUUCACCUCUGGAUGGCACAAGGGUACAUCCAACCCAAAAGCAAGGAUGCGAGGAUGCAAGAAAUUGGACAAGACUACAUGGAUGAACUGGUUUGCAGAUCAUUUUUCGAAGUGGAGAAGAAGGAAUUUGUCACCCACUAUGUCAUACCUGAUCUAUUGCAUGAGAUGGCAUGUGCUAUUUGCAAGGACGAAUGCAUCAGAGUUGAAGAUAAUGAACCCACAAAUAUUCCACCAUCAAUCCGUCACCUGUUCAUCAAGUCCGAACAAUUUGCAGCCGUCACAGAUGUGUACCAGUUUCAUAACCUGCGGACACUCAUCUGCUGCAGUGAAAUCCAGUCUAAUGUUCAUAAUGUUCUUGAAGAUGUUCUUAAGAACUUGAAAAGCAUUCGGGUACUGGAUUUAUCAAAUUGCAAGAUGGAUGAUUUGCCAGAAGCUAUAUGCCACUGUAUACAUUUACGCUACCUGAAUCUUUCAGCAACUUCUAUUCGACAACUUCCUGAAUCACUCUGCAGGCUCUACCACCUACAGGUGCUGAAUUUGCUUGGAUGCAGCCUUCUUAGUUUACCUUCAUGUAUGAACAGGCUGGUAAAUUUGAGGCAUCUUGCUGCUGCUCAUCAAUUAGUUUCCGAUAUAGCAGAAAUUGGGAGAUUGAUAUGCCUUCAGAGACUAGAAGUUUUCAGAGUCAGAUAUGAAAUUGGAUACAAAAUAGAAGAACUGAAGGACUUGAAUGAGCUUCAAAAAUCACUUCAUAUAAGGAAUCUAGAGAAUGUUCAGAGCAAGAAUGAGGCAAGUGAGGCCAUGUUACACAUGAAAGGUCAUCUUAGUGGGUUGCAGUUACAUUGGCUACCUUCGCAGAGGAAUCACAUGGUGGAUGCUGAAGUUCUUGAAGGCCUUCGACCUCAUCAAAACCUGAAAAGGCUGGAAAUCAUUGGUUGCAGAGGAAACAUGUAUCCUACCUGGCUAGAGACUGAAUGGCUCACCAAUCUUGAGAUCAUUUAUUUAAGUGGCAAUGAAAAUUGGGGGUGUCUCCCCCCACUAGCACAGUUGCCUUCACUGAAAGUGCUCUGGAUACAAGGACUGCACUCGGUAAAGCGGAUCGGCACAGAGCUCGUUGGAACUGAUGAGAAGGCACUUAAAUGGUUGGAAGAGUUGGUACUUGAUGACAUGCCACAACUUGAGUGUUUGGAGGGAAGACAAAUGUUUCCACAUCUAAAGAGUGUCGUGAUCAAGGAUUGUAACAAGCUCAAGACAUUACCACCCUUACCUUCCAGUCUUACUGAGCUGACUGUUCUGAAUCAAGGUUUCUGGUUACCUUACUAUGACGAUAUGAGGAUGGGAAAGUCUCCAUCAGUAGUUUCAUCACUGUGCAUUUACAAUUGCUCUUUGCUCAUUGCUGAAUUCAGUGUUCUACUACUGCAAGAAACAUUGUCAUCACUGCGAACUCUCUGUAUUGGUGAUCUAUCAUUGCUCACAGGACUAAUUAUACGAAAAAACUUAGCUCGUCUUCAAAAUCUAGACAUCCAAAAUUGCCUCGAGAUAACUUUGUUGACGAUUGAACAAGAAAAAGCGUUCGAGAAUCUCACUGCCCUUAAAAGCCUGUGCUUCAGUGGCUGUGCCAAUCUGCAGUACCUCCCAGAGUUAAGAGGCCUUCACUCACUUGAGAAGUUAAUCAUCUUAAAUUGUCCCUUGAUUCAGUCGCUGCCGAAGAAGGGACUGCCUUCUUUGCUGAAAGUGUUGGAAAUCGACUCAUGCCAUCCAUUGCUGAAGGAGGGUUUCAGAAACAAUUGUGCUGACUACUGGUUAAGUAUCAAGCAUGUCCCCCGAGUCGAGAUUGAUGGAGAGAUGAUUCAGGAAAAUGCUAGUGGAAAUUAA